AUGGCGCCUCUUGGCAGGUCUUGGCAACCUGUUACGGGCAGGCAGCUGUCCUUGUCUCUCUCAUCCCUUGAGCCUCACUUUUUGCGGGGGCCACUCACAGGUGAUGCAGCGCCUGCGCUCUGUGACGAGCCCACUCGCCAGCAAACUCCCAACUCGUCCGUAGACUCCGAGAAGGCUCUCGCGGAAGAAGCGAAGUUCGAGAAGGGAGAAGGCGUUAUAGUAAAGUUAGAGCAGCAGCAACGCGCGCGCGCGCACUGGGAUGCGCAGCUGGACGCGAUUAAGGGGCUGCAGGCAGCGUCACGUGCUGCCCGCCAGGCGAGCACGCCAAAACGGUCCCCGCUUGGGUUAGAGCACACCAUGCCGGCGAGACUGCAUGCGACGGCAGCGAGGUUGGAGGGGCGGGUUAGUUUAGCGAACCAGCAGGUUAUGGUCUCCCCUGACUGGGGCAACGCGACUUCGGACUCGGAGGAUAGCCUGCGUCGGCUGUCAAAGUCGCCGUUGGUGGACUACGAGAGCCCGGGUUUGAAAAGAGGGUUAGAGGGCGGGGUUAAGCGGCAGUUGUAGGUCAGCGGGGAG
Klebsormidium nitens is the source of this 576-nucleotide messenger RNA. The record is from the annotation of a GenBank genome assembly. NCBI's taxonomy places the organism in Eukaryota, Viridiplantae, Streptophyta, Klebsormidiophyceae, Klebsormidiales, Klebsormidiaceae.